AUGGCCGGGCGACUCAUGCUCAGCAGCAUCUCGGAGGAAGAGGCCUCUAUGCUCCACGACAUCAUCAGCAGUCCGAGGUCGUCCACGACAGACGGCUCGUCGAUGCUUCCUUUGACGAGCUCCAAGCUGCCGGCCAAGGUCAAGCCGACGCGGAAGCGCAAGCGGCGCAAGUCCCUCGCGCAGCUCAACGAGACGCCAGAGCAGCGCGAGCAGCGACUGCUGAAGGACCGCCUGCGCAAGCAACACAGCAAGGAGCGUUUUCAGACCGAGAUUGACGAACUCGAGCAAACCGUCGGCGUCCUCGAGCAGCAGCUUGUGAUGGCGCACAAUCGGAAGCGAGCCGUGAUCCACGAUGCGGCGUGGAAGUCGCGGGCGUUCGACGAGAAGCAGCGCUUCGCCCACGCGAUGCAGACGCGCAACACGCUCUUCAACGAAGUCGUCCACCUCAUCGAGAAGGCCGUUCUGUACAAGAACAUGACGUGGCGGCAGGCCGAGGGCGAGAUGAUCAUUGACCCGAAGCGAGAUCCGUGGCAAAUGCAUACGUUGGCCUCGGACCCGGUCCAGCGCGCCCAGCACAUCCGCGCGAUCGCACAGUACCAGUUGCAGAAGCUCACGCCGACCUUGUACAGCAAGUUUCCACGGUCCGCGACCGAAGACAUGAUCAACCUCGUGCUCGACGAGCGAGGCCAGGACAUUGCGUUCAUGGAAGUCCGCAAGUACGCGGUCUUCCAGGCCGACUACCGCGCGCUCGCCAACUCCAUAUUUAACGGCCUCGCGUCCACGUCGGGCGAGAACCGCUCGGUCGAGUUUUUUGGCGACGACCUUGUCAUCUCGUCGUUUCCAUGGGGGGGCGUCGUGCGGCGGCUGUGCCUCCAGCGCCUUAUCGACGGUGACCGCGUCUUCCUCAUGCACCGCAGCAUCCUCUACGACGAGACGCUGCGACACGACGUGCCCGAGCACGUGGCGUCGUGGUGGGUCUUUGAGCGCAUGCCCGACACGCCGUCCGGGCUGCCCAUGUGCACGCUGCGCAACUACGAUCAGUGCUCGGUCGCGACGACGCCGGCCAAUUCGAGCAAGGACUAUGGUCUCUUCAUGCGCAGGACGGUCGAGAACGAAGAAUGGACCAACCGGUACCUCGCCGAGCGCUUCCACUGCUUAAUGAUCAAAUAGUACCAGCAAAUCGUUUCUCUCGC
This is a messenger RNA of Saprolegnia parasitica CBS 223.65, 1193 nucleotides long. RefSeq lists its product as hypothetical. Bases 1 to 1170 code for a protein of 389 amino acids. Lineage: Eukaryota; Oomycota; Saprolegniomycetes; Saprolegniales; Saprolegniaceae. The transcript is spliced from 3 exons. The record is from RefSeq and is a predicted model, not a curated record.